AAGCAAGAAUCAUGAGUAAAAGGGAGAAGAAGAGGAAAGAAAAUCCUAGAUUGACCCACCACCGCCUCCUCUAUCAAAAAACAAACAAUCAACACCGUCUAAUCUUUGUUUCCAUCACCCAUUAAUCACUCUCAACCACUAAGCCUUGCAAAUCUUUUCAAUUUCUUGGGAAAUCACACCCUAUUGGACUUCCGGACUUUGUGUGGACCUCAUCCCAAUGAUCUUACAUUUUCCUUGAUUUUUCCAGUCUUACAAAGGGAGUGCGGAGUACCAUGGAGGUGGUUCCUGUAAAGGCUCCGAGACAAUUCUUUUCAAAGGCUGUGUCCGAUGACAGAAUCCGUUUCAAGAUCCAACCUUCCCUUGGUUUAGUCUAUUAUGGCCAGGUCAAUGGAUUCUCACAAUGUUGUUUACCUAGAAAAGGCUUCCAAGCAGCUAUUGGAGUUUCGUCUAAAAUAAGGGCAAGUGCAGAUUUUGCUAGAAAAAGGCCAAAAAGAAUAUUGGCCCCAAGCCCAAGAGGACCUGCUCCUAAGGGAUUUAUGCCUAAAUCGCCUGUAGGGACUAGUAGUACCCAUAGAAGGGAGCAACGGAAUAAUGGAGAAGAAGAAGAAGGUCCAACUACUUCCUCCUCAAUUCCCACUGAGACCAUUACAAGCAGUCUACAAUCGAACCAAGUCAAGGAAGACAGUAGAUUUGAGGAGGAGGAUGUAUCAUCAGAAAAGAAUCCCAAUGUCACUGUUCAGCGAGGAACAGAAGGUGUUAGUAAUGAGGAUAAUCAGAUAGAGUCAGAAGAAGAAGAAGAGAGUUAUGAAGAUGAUAACGCCAACACUGAUGAAUCAAAAGGAUUAGUUACAAUUGCUAAGAGUGAAGUGGAGGACACAAUUGAUGAAAUAUGUUUGGAAGAGAAUUAUCUAAGAAAUCAAAAUGGUAAGAAGCAAGUAUCUAGUGCUGAAACUGAGGCGUCUGAACCAGAAUCAGCCAAACAGAACGAGAUUUUAGAAAGUAGGGAAAAAGAGGGCUCUCUUAGUCUGAAAAUGGAUAUGGAAGCUAGCAUGCGCAAGGAGUUGCUCGCCAGACUUGCUAAUGAGAAUUUUUCUAGAGGUAACAAAAUGUUUUACCAUCCUGAGGUAGUGAGACCUGGGCAAGACAUUGAGGUAUUCUUUAAUAGGAGCCUUUCCAUUCUACAAAAUGAACCUGAAAUUAUGAUAAUGGGAGCAUUUAAUGAUUGGCGUUGCAAAUAUUUUACAAACAAGUUGAACAAAUCAAAUCUCAGUGGGGACUGGUGGUCUUCCCACAUUCAUGUCCCUUCAGAAGCAUACAAGAUGGAUUUUGUUUUCUUCAAUGGGAAUGAUGUUUAUGACAAUAACAAGCAGACAGAUUUUUGCAUAACCGUGGAAGGUGGCAUGGAUAGGUUUGAUUUUGAAGAUUUCUUGCUUCAAGAGAAAAGUCGUGAACUUGAGAAGCUUGCUAAGGAGCAGGCUGAAAGAGAAAGACAGGCUGAAGAACAAACACGAAUAGAAGCUGUGAAGGCUGCAAUUGAAGCUGACAGAGUUUGGGCCAAAGAGGAGAUUCAGAGAAGACGAGACAUUUUGCAAGAGUCCAGAAGAAACGCCGUGAGAUCCAUUGACAAUGUGUGGUAUAUAGAACCCAAUGACUUCAAAGAAGGUGAUUUGGUGAGGUUAUUUUACAAUAAGGGUUCUGGUCCUCUAGCUCAUGCUAAGGAUUUGUGGAUUCAUGGUGGGCACAAUAACUGGAUGAAUGGCUUGUCUAUCGUCACAAAGCUUGAAAGAAGCUAUGUGGGAAAGGAGGAUGCUGACUGGUGGUAUUAUGCUGAUGUUACUGUACCUGAUAGAGCCUUUGUCUUGGAUUGGGUUUUUGCUAAUGGUCCACCCAAGGACGCUACUGUUUAUGAUAACAACUUGAAGCAAGAUUUUCAUGCCAUUGUACCGAGGUGCAUUCCUGAAGAUCUUUAUUGGGUUGAAGAAGAAGAACGUACACUUCUUAGACUCAAGGAGGAAAGGAGGUUAAAAGAAGAGGCUAUACUAGAGAAGGCUGAGAGAACAGCAUGUAUGAAGGCUGAGACAAAAGAGAGGACACUGAAAAGGUUUCUGCUGUCCCUUCUGCACAUUGUGUACACUGAUCCUCUUGAUGUUCAAGCUGGGGGAACUGUGACAGUUUUUUAUAAUCCUUCCAACACGAUUCUCAAUGGAAAAUCUGAAAUUUGGUUUAGAGGUUCGUUUAACCGUUGGACCCAUCGCAUGGGCCCACUGCCUCCCCAGAAGAUGUUACCUGCAGAUAAUGACUCCCAUGUGAAGGCUAUUGUCAAGGUUCCAUUGGAUGCUUAUAUGUUGGACUUCGUAUUCUCCGAGAGAGAAGAUGGUGGCAUUUUUGACAACAAAGAUGGUACAGAUUACCAUGUACCUGUGUUUGGAGGAGUAGGAAAGGAGCCACCCAUGCAUAUUGUGCAUAUUGCUAUUGAAAUGGCACCCAUUGCGAAGGUUGGAGGCCUUGGGGAUGUUGUCACUAGUCUUUCUCGGGCUGUUCAAGAUUUAAAUCACAAUGUUGACAUAAUCCUUCCCAAGUAUGAUUGUCUGAAAUACAACCAGGUGAAGAACAUGGAGUUUCACAAAAGCUAUUCUUGGGGGGGCACGGAGAUAAAGGUUUGGUUUGGGAAGGUUGAGGAACUUAAUGUCUACUUUUUGGAACCUCAGAAUGGGUUAUUUUGGAAAGGGUGCAUAUAUGGUUCCAGUAAUGAUGCGGAAAGGUUUGGUUUCUUUUGUCAUGCCGCUCUGGAGUUUCUCCUCCAAAGUAGAUUUCAUCCUGAUAUAAUUCACUGCCAUGACUGGUCUAGUGCUCCUGUUGCUUGGUUGUUUAAGGACCAAUAUAUGCACUAUGGUCUUAGCAAAGCUCGAGUUGUCUUUACAAUUCAUAAUCUUGAAUUUGGUCAGCAAUUCAUAGGGAAAGCGAUGACCUACUCUGACAAGGCUACAACAGUGUCUCCUACAUAUUCAAAGGAGGUUGCUGGAUCUCGCGUAGUUGCGCCUCAUCUCCAUAAGUUUCAUGGUAUACUGAAUGGUAUUGAUCUUGACAUAUGGGAUCCAUAUAACGACAUGUUCCUUCCAGUACCUUACACUUCAGAGAAUGUGGUUGAAGGGAAAAUGGCUGCCAAGCAUGCCUUGCAGCAAAGACUAGGUCUUAAAACAGCUGAUGUACCGGUUGUGGGAAUUAUCACUCGCUUGACCCAUCAAAAGGGAAUCCACCUCAUAAAGCAUGCGAUUUGGCGUACUCUUGAACGACAUGGACAGGUCGUCUUGCUGGGUUCUGCUCCAGAUCCCAAAAUUCAGAAUGAAUUUGUUAAUUUAGCCAAUCGCUUGCAUUCUUCACAUGGUGACCAUGCACGUCUUGUUUUGACAUACGACGAGCCUCUAUCUCAUUUGAUAUAUGCUGGAUCUGAUUUUAUGUUAGUCCCUUCUAUAUUUGAACCCUGUGGGCUAACCCAACUCACUGCAAUGAGAUAUGGUUCAGUACCUGUUGUUCGGAAAACUGGAGGACUUUAUGAUACUGUGUUCGACGUGGAUCACGACAAAGAGAGGGCAAAAGACCAAGGCCUUGAACCAAAUGGAUUCAAUUUCGAUGGAGCUGAUUCUGCUGGUGUUGAUUAUGCUCUCAACAGAGCGAUUACAUCAUGGUACGAUGAACGAGAGUGGUUCAACUUGUUGUGCAAACGGGUGAUGGAGCAAGACUGGUCUUGGAACAGGCCUGCUCUCGACUACUUGGAGCUUUACCAUGCUGCGCGCAAGUAUUAAUUUAAUGAAAACCGCCUAUAAUGAUUUGGAUAGAGCUAGCUGGAGAUUUUAUACAGUUUUUUAGAAGUAUUAAGUGGACGGACCACCCCCUUUAUUUAUUUAUUGAAAUUUAAUUUUUAGCAUAAUAUUCCAUUACAUAACCAAUUGUAUUGUAUAUUUUUGCAUAGUGGUUUGUGGAUGUGGAUGACAUAUACAUAUAGAUAUAUCUCUUCCGA
Molecule: messenger RNA, 4018 nt
Organism: Impatiens glandulifera
Lineage: Eukaryota; Viridiplantae; Streptophyta; Magnoliopsida; Ericales; Balsaminaceae
Product: starch synthase 3, chloroplastic/amyloplastic
Exons: 17
Coding region: 273-3803 (1176 amino acids)
Molecular function (GO): starch binding; alpha-1,4-glucan glucosyltransferase (UDP-glucose donor) activity
Source: RefSeq, a predicted model, not a curated record